GUAGGUGUGAAUGUGAGUGUGAAUGGUUGUCUGUCUCUAUGUGUCAGCCCUGUGAUAGUCUGGUGACCUGUCCAGGGUGUUGGCUAAGAUAACUUUUUUUUUACCACCUCUUCUCAGGAAGAUUUAGGAAACAAGAUAAAUGGAUAUGAUGCUGCUCACUCUGUACAGCAGGUGGCGGUAAGUACCUUAGAGUUGCUGUCGAUCCUCCAAUAAACCGAGAGAAGAAGAAGAGUGAACCCGGAAGUGAACAGAGACAGCCUCGGAGCAGCUUGUGUCUGCAGUUUGUUGUUAUGAACUCAUGUCGGACUUGUUUUCUCCUGAAGUGUUUUAAUGACUUUAACGAUUUAAGAAGAAUCUAGAACAAACCGGGCUCAGCUCAUGUCCCCCGCGAGCCGCUUAGCAUUAGCCGUUAGCCGCAGUUAGCCUCGGUUGUUGUUGAGCGGGAGCAGCGGCUGCUGUUAGCCGGCAGGAUGAGCUCCUCCGCGGGCCUGUACACUCAGCUGGCCGCCGUCAUGGAGUCUCUGGUCCACGCUGCGGUGGCGGAGCUGAAGAAGCUGGUGGAGGACAGCUCGACCUGCCUGCUCCGCCUGGAGGUCCGGAGCGGACAGGAGCCGCCUCUGCAGGCCGACAGUCGGGGGAAGAUGGUGCAGUUUGCCGCAGUCAUGGAGACUCUGGGGAACGAGGCUCUGGGGAAGAUGAUAAACAUUGUGGAUGAAGCCAAACUGCUGGUGGAACCAGAACCAGGCAGGGGCGGAGAGAAACCACAGACCAGCGUCCUCAAGAUCUUCAGCGAAUCACGGGUUGAGGCAGAACAUUCGUAUGGAGUCCAAUCAGAGAGCUCCAACACACACAAAUCCACUCAGACAGAUCCAGAGGAGGAGAUGGUCACCGUGAAGGAGGAACUUGACGACAUCGACCAGGAAGGAGACGCUGAGAGAGCUCCAGUAGAGGCUGCCGAGCCGGUGACCUCUGACUCUCAGCCGCAGCCGGAGUUCGUUCUGCAGAGCGUCACGUGGAAAUACUUCACAUGCACUGCGUGCGGUAAAUCCUUCACAUCUCAGAGCAGCUUGAAGUCUCACUACCGCAUCCACACGGGCGAGAAACCGUUCUUCUGCGGUGUCUGCGGGCAAGAUUUCCGCCGGCGGCAGAGCCUGAAGAACCACGCAAGGACACACACAGGCGAGCGGCCAUACAAGUGUCCGACCUGUGGCAAGGGUUUCUCUAGCCACACCACAAUGAAGACGCACUCCAUCAUCCACACGGGAGAGAAACCGUACGGUUGCGAGACCUGUGGACGCCGCUUCAACGUGCUGCAGAACCUGCACCGCCACCUGCUCACCCACACCAACAACAAGGUCUUCGUUUGCGGCGUCUGUGGGAAAGGCUUCACCCGUGCCGUCACGCUCAAAAAUCACGAGCUCACCCACAGUGGGGAGAACCCCUUCCGGUGCCAGCAGUGUUCCAAAACCUUCUGUGAUGCCGUCAACCUCAGGAACCACCAGAGGAUCCACACUGGCGAGCGUCCGUUCAGCUGCCAGGAGUGCGGUAAGGCGUUCAGCCUGCGGAGCAGCCUGAUCUCACACCGCCGCUCACACUCCACAGAGCGGCCGUUUGCCUGCAGCUACUGCGACAAGACGUUCAACAUCGCCCACAGCCUGAAGUUGCACCUGCGCACCCACACCGGUGAGAAGCCGUACGCCUGCGACCUCUGUGACAACAAGUUCAACACCGCCAACAGCCUGAAGCUGCAUCGACGUGUCCACACUGGUGAGAAGCCACAUGCCUGCGACAUCUGUGGCAGGAUGUUCAACAACCCCAACGGCCUGAAACUGCACCUGCGCGUCCACACCGGCGAGAAGCCGUAUGCCUGUGACCUCUGCGGCAAGACCUUCAGGCAGGACAACCACCUGAGGACGCACAAGAAGCUGAUCCACGCUGGCGGCAAGCAGCCGCAGUUAGCCUCGGUUGUUGUUGAGCGGGAGCAGCGGCUGCUGUUAUCCGGCAGGAUGAGCUCCUCCGCGGGCCUGUACACGGGCCUGGCCGCCGUCAUGGAGUCUCUGGUCCACGCUGCGGUGGCGGAGCUGAAGAAGCUGGUGGAGGACAGCUCGACCUGCCUGCUCCGCCUGGAGGUCCGGAGCGGACAGGAGCCGCCUCUGCAGGCCGACAGCCGGGGGAAGAUGGUGCAGUUUGCCGCAGUCAUGGAGACUCUGGGGAACGAGGCUCUGGGGAAGAUGAUAAACAUUGUGGAUGAAGCCAAACUGCUGGUGGAACCAGAGUCAGGGAGGGGCGGUAAGAGACCACAGACCAGCGUUCUCAACAUCCUCAACAACACACGAGUUGACGCUGAACACUCGUAUGGAGCCCCACCGGAGAACGCAAAUAUAAACAGAUCCACUCAGACCAAACAAGAGGAGGAAGAAAACCUGUUUGUCCCGGCAGUGACCAUUAAAGACGAGCAUGGCAACAUCGACCUGGGAGCCAUUGCUGAGAGAGCUCGAGUUGAAGCCACCCAGCCGGUGACCUCUGACCUCCAGCUGCAGCCGGAGUUCGUUCUGCAGAGCGUCACGUGGAAAUACUUCAUGUGCACGGCGUGCGGUAAAUCCUUCACGUCUCAGAGCAACCUGAAGUCUCACUACCGCAUCCACACGGGUGAGAAGCCAUUCUCCUGCAGCGUUUGCGGACGAGAUUUCCGCCGGCGGCAGAGCUUGCAGAGCCACGAAAGGACGCACACCGGCGAGCGGCCGUACAAAUGUCCGACCUGUGGCAAGUGCUUCUCCAAGCAGACACAGCUGAAGACCCACUCCAUCAUCCACACGGGAGAGAAACCGUACGGCUGCGAGACCUGUGGACGCCGCUUCAACCUGCUGCAGAACCUGCACCGCCACGCGCACACCCACACUGGCAAGAAGAUCUUCAUCUGUGGCAUCUGUGGGAAAGGCUUCACUCGCGCCGUCACGCUCAAAACUCAUGAGCUCAUCCACACCGGGCAGAAACCCUUUAAGUGCGAGCAGUGCCCCAAAACCUUUCGCCACGCCGUCAACCUCAAGAACCACCUGAGGAUUCACAGUGGCUUGCGGCCAUACAGCUGCGACCUCUGCGGGAAGAGCUUCCGCCAGUCCGUGAACCUGAAGAUCCAUCGGAGGAUCCACACCGGCGAGCGUCCAUUCAGCUGCCCAGAGUGCGGCAAGACAUUCAGCCAACAGAGCAGCCUGAUCUCACACGGCCGCACGCACUCCAAAGAGCGGCCGUUCGAAUGCAACUUCUGCGACAAGAAGUUCAACAACUCCAACAGCCUGAAGCUGCACCUGCGUGUUCACACCGGUGAGAAGCCGUACGCCUGCGACAUUUGCGGCAAGACCUUCAGCCAGGGAAGCCACCUGAGGACGCACAAGAGGCACGUCCACGCCGGCGGCAAACAGUUCAUCUGUGACAAGUGUGGGAAGAGAUACUCGGACCAGCGUAACCUCAAACUGCACAAGUGCAGCUACGCAUGAAUGUGACCUCAUCAGAGCUGCAGCCGUAGACAGAAAAUUUAUCUGCAAUUAUUUUAAUUAUCAAAUUAUUAUUGUAGGCGUUUUUCAAACAACACUUCAACACUAAUAGAAGUUUUACGGUAAUAUGGAUAUUCUGGUCAGUCCUACCUGAAACAGAUCAAACACCAUUUGAAGACGUGGCAUUGAAUCACACAGCAGGCUGUGUUUCAUUAUCGACAGUCUGUUUAUCGACAAAAUGAUUAAUUGAGGAAAAUAAUUUUACAUUUUUAGCUGCAGCUCUGAAACGUGAACAUUUACAGUUUCCUCAGUUUGGGAGUUGGAGACAGAAAAACUUGAAUGUUAUUAAUUAAAGUUUUGUUGAGGAAAGAGUUUACUUAAUUUAUUUUGAAUUGUUGGGAGUAUUAGACAGAAAGUGGACCUGUUCGGCCAAUCAGAGCUUGCGGGUGUUAAAGUGGGUGGAGCCUCUGAUUCAGGUUCCUUCUGAACAGUGAUCUGACUGAUCCUCCACACUCAACACAGCAUCGUAUUUUCAUGAAUACAAUGAUUAACCUUUAACUUUGUCCCGCCUUCAGCCGCCUGGUAACAGAGUCUGAAGCUCUCUGAUUGGAUGAUUCUCACAGUAAAGCUUUUUGGGAGUUGACUUCUGUCCUGAAACUUAACUUUUUCUUCUGAUUUUUUUUUUUUUAUUAUUAAUAAGCAUAAAGACAAUACAGAUAACAAAUGAUGUCACCAGGAGAUCUGAUCAGAAGUCUUGUAUCAGAUCAGGAGACGUGACGCAGGCACAACAGGUUCAGUGUUUUUGCCACUUUCUGAUUUUUUGAGAACAGAAUUAAUUGGAUUUAUUGUUUGAGCUGAAAUCAAAAAUCAUGAAGGAGGGUUUAUGAGUGGAAAAUUUUAGUUUAUGAAUGUGAGAUUUUGCAAGUAAAAGAAUGAAAUUGAUGAUGUAAUAUUGAUCUGCUUUGAUAGAGAAGUCUGUAAAAACACUAAAUGCAUUUUCAUAAAGACAGGAAAAUUUUGAAUCAACAUUCUGGGAAAUAAAGGACAUCUUGUCAAAACACAGAGCUGUGGGGACAAAACUACAACAGGUUUAAAUCUUCCGGAGUCAGUUGACAAAAUGAGCGGACAUUCGUCAUCUUUAUACCUUGUUUUGUUUUUCAUCCACUGAAUAUGGAACAAGUGAUGUCGUGGCUCCGCCCACUGAGAUGCUGUCCUCUGAUCUUCUGAUUGGUUGAAACCUUGAACCUCAGUCAUGUUGAAACAGUGUGUAAAUGUUCAUACGCACAGUAUUGCUUUUUAUAAUUUCAUAGAUUCUAUUUUUCAUUUGUUUGGAAAAUAAUAAAAUCUGCAAAUUCAA
Epinephelus fuscoguttatus (brown-marbled grouper) is the source of this 4848-nucleotide messenger RNA. Its product is annotated as zinc finger protein 420-like. The record is from RefSeq and is a predicted model, not a curated record. Gene Ontology annotation, cellular component: nucleus. Gene Ontology annotation, biological process: central nervous system development; regulation of transcription by RNA polymerase II. Bases 471 to 3494 code for a protein of 1007 amino acids. Gene Ontology annotation, molecular function: RNA polymerase II cis-regulatory region sequence-specific DNA binding; DNA-binding transcription factor activity, RNA polymerase II-specific. The transcript is spliced from 10 exons. NCBI's taxonomy places the organism in Eukaryota, Metazoa, Chordata, Actinopteri, Perciformes, Serranidae.